AUGUCCACCACCACUGCCACCCCAACCCAACCCUCCAGCUACCACAACCAUCCCGACAAGCUUGAACAACAAGCGGCUUCCACAGCUAUACAUACCUCCAGAGAGACCUCGUCAAAGCCCAGCUCCUCGUCGGUACUUGACGAGGACGGUCGGCUAUCUUCAGCUAGUGCUGCACUUUCGCUCAAGUACGCUCGCGCCCAAGACCUUCCUUCUUUUCCUUCUACCGGAGGAGUCCAACUAGCCUCAGCUGGUGCUGCUGCAAGUUUGGCAGACUCGAACAAACGCACUUUCGAGCACUGGAAACCCGGUUCAAUUCCGGCAGCAAAUCACGCCGCAAAUAUUGCCAAAGACUAUGAGAUGGACCCCAUUUGGAAACCCGAAUUAAGCCGAGCUGGUUCUCAAGCUGCCGCAGCUGCACAUAAGGAGGCUACACCAGUAGAGAUAUGGAAGGCCUCGGAAUCAGAACACGGCCAUUCUGCUGCUUCUUCUGCCCUACAAAAUCAAAAGUCUCCUCCAGCCAUAACAGAACGAACCGUCUCUUCAGACGCACGUGAAAAGGCUCUCCUUGCCGCCAGGAAAUCGCUGUCUAGCGGUCGCAGAAGGGCCGACUCCGCUCCUAUACGCCCACAACCUCAAUCUCCCAAUCCUCAUGCAGGAUGGGCUCAGAAGGCUGCUAUGUCUUCUCACAGAGGCGGAGCCCCAGGUUCCCCCUCCACACCCGGAACCGCUGCCUUCGAUGCUGCACGUAUACAGAAUAUGGCCAAGAAUAAUAUUUCUCGACAGAUGUAUACAUCUAACCCCCCGGUCGCGAUUGAAGUCGAGGAAAAGAAGAGACAGGACACUUUACGUGCAUCCGCAAUCGCAAUGGCUCGCAAGAUGUAUGCCAUUCAGCAAGAACAGAUUGACUCCGCCAAAGGCAUACAUCGAUCCGAAAGUCAUUAUGCAGCACAUACUGCCCGUCAACGAGCUCUCUCUGAUGCGGCUGCUCAGCCAGCAACCGUGAAGGAGCCCCCCAGAUACGAAAAUCUAGAGGAUGCUGCACGAAAGUUGGCGCACGAGAGACUGGCUAGAAUACACGAUGAGCAUGCUGAAUAUAGACAGUAUUACGGUGCACAACCACCGCCGAAGCAAUCGAGAUUGUCUCUCAGACGGCCCGCUCGUCCGCCAGUUAGCCCUCGUCGGAACAGUAGCAGCGAUUCAGACGAGGAACAAUCCCGGAAAAUUCGAGCUCAGAUGUCGGUUUUCCAGAGUAAACUGGCCGAAGUCGAUGACAAGAAGCGGCAAGCUGAUCGAGAUGCACUUCUUGCAGCUGCUCAUAAGAACGUAACCGCUCGUUUGAAUGCAAUGGAUGAAAAGGUCUUCUCCGAGACAGGCAAGACUAGCCCACAUCAGCGGGAGCUUUGGGAGCGUCAAGCUAGAGAACGAGCUCAACGCGAGAGUGACGACAGACUGAUCAAUGUUGGUAAAGUCAAUAUUGGAGGUGGCAAGUAUCUUGAUCAAUCAGAGAUCGAUGCUAUUGCAAGGGCACGUCUGCAACCGACACUAGAUGAGAUCUCUGAAAAGGCUGAGCAACAAAGAGCUCGAGAUGAAGAGAUCAGACUCGAACAAGAGAGAAUCAAGGCCGAGGCGGCUGCAGAGAAGAAACGAUUGGCGGAUGUCAAGGCGGAGCAGAAAGCUGUUGCAGACCGUGAAAAGGCAGAGACGAAAGCGAAACUUGCCGAAGAGAAACGCUUACGGCAAGAGAAAGAGCAUGAGGACCGUCGUGUCCGGAAUGAACAAAAGGCAACAGAAAAGAAAGCCCGUGACGAGGCUGCCGCUGCCGAAAAGGAACGUAAGCGAGGCGAAAAGGAGGAGAACAAACAAUCGACUCCAAGCAAACCUAGAUUGUUCCCAUCAUUCAUAUCGAAAGGAGCAACCGCUGGAGUCGCAGGUGGCACUGCUGCCGCUGCUGUUGUCGAAACUACAGGCGAUGGUAUCGGUGCGGCUGCGAAGACCGCCACCUCACCCUUGCAUGGAACAGACGUCAGGGCUGCUCCAGGUACUGAAGAUGUUGCUGUCACGGGCGAUACUGUCCACGAUCAAGUAACAUUGGAUCCCGCCGAGGCUGCCUACGCGGUUGCCGCCGCUAGUGACGACGAGGAUAGCGAUGAUGGCAAGACCAAACCUGCACAGCAAGAAUCUACUACAAGACGUUUGUCAGAGGAUGACGUUGAUCCCCGGGACGUCACUGGUACUACUCUCACUACUGCUCCAGCAACAGACACCACUCAAGCAUUCGAACCCAUCUCACCAACAUCACCAACUUCCCCUUCAAAAAGAGACUCUCGGAUGAAGUCCUGGUUCAAGAAGAAGCUAAAGUCAGGCAGCAAGGCUGAGAACGACAUUGGAGAAAAGCCAGUGUUCAGUAGUGAAACUACCCCGGCAAAACCUGCCGAGCCAUUGAAGGAAGAGGAGAACAGACUUUCCUCAGAUUCUGCUCGUGAUGUUGCCCUAGCUGGCAAGAGCGACAAUGAGACGGACGAUCUAUAUGGUGCGGGCGACAAAUCUAGAGAACGUGUGUCACCGGUGAAUAUUCAUGCGGCCACCACAAAUGAACCGAAAUCGAGCGAACAACGCAGUCGAUCCAUCAGCCCUGUUUCAUCUACUCUAAGCGAAGACCCCUUCGUCAUUGCAGCUGAUGUUGCCUCAUCGAGAUAUUCUGCUGAGAAUUCAAACUCGAAAAGAAACUCAGGGGCAGAUCAUUUAGCCACUGUCGAAGACUCAGAUGACGAACCUCGCGGAAGAAAAGGAUUUCGUGAGCGGUUUUUGAAGAAGGUCAUCCCGGGGAGAGAUAAAGACAAGCAGAAGCCUGCCGUGACCGAGGCAGCACCUACGUCAGCAGCCGUGGCGCCUAUCAGUGAGCAAACCGAAACCAAGCCAGCUAAAUCAUCUGAUGUUGAACAGCAAACGACCGUCGCGACUGAAUCACCCUCCUCUCAUAACACCGAGCCCUUCCAAGAAAAGACUCAAGAACCAUCCACAACAUCAAUCGAACCAGCAACUACAGUAACAACCCGUGCGACGACACCGUCGUUAUCGGACACAGUGACCAACGGUGGCGAUGAUGACUUUGAGGAGGCCCGGGAUACGUUUGACGAGGGCGCGCUGGAGUCGAAUCGACCGAAGAUCAUUGAUGUCUCGAAGGCACAACAGUUGAAACCUGAAUUGGUGGAUGUGACGAGUCCGACCGGUGUAACCAAGAAGAGUAGUGCUAGCCCGGUUGGAAGCAGGCAUAGUGGUACCGGUGGUGGGAGUCGAUUUACUGAAGAGCUCUAA
Messenger RNA from Exophiala bonariae, 3315 nucleotides. RefSeq lists its product as uncharacterized. Gene Ontology annotation, biological process: eisosome assembly. NCBI's taxonomy places the organism in Eukaryota, Fungi, Ascomycota, Eurotiomycetes, Chaetothyriales, Herpotrichiellaceae. The transcript is spliced from 4 exons. Bases 1 to 3315 code for a protein of 1104 amino acids. The record is from RefSeq and is a predicted model, not a curated record.